Messenger RNA from Nematolebias whitei (Rio pearlfish), 1398 nucleotides. RefSeq names its product leucine carboxyl methyltransferase 1 (gene lcmt1). Bases 258 to 1235 code for a protein of 325 amino acids. Gene Ontology annotation, biological process: C-terminal protein methylation. Gene Ontology annotation, cellular component: cytosol. Lineage: Eukaryota; Metazoa; Chordata; Actinopteri; Cyprinodontiformes; Rivulidae. The record is from RefSeq and is a predicted model, not a curated record. Gene Ontology annotation, molecular function: protein C-terminal leucine carboxyl O-methyltransferase activity. The transcript has 11 exons.
UGUUGUUAUUCUUCCGGUUGGUGAUGUCCAUACAUUUCUGUCUUCGAGUUAGUUUGUUUUUAGCGCUCGCGGUUUUAUUUACGGACAGUAUUCUCUUUGUUCUUCUUGUUUAAACAAAACUCUCAGUUUAUGACUCAUAAGGGAGUCAGCAGCUUUAUUUAGCUCGCAGCUUUUGUUUCUGUUAGCCGCUUUUGGCUAACCAGCUGAAGCAGGUGAGGGCUGAAUGUUUUGCUACAUCAGGUCAUCAUCGAUCAUUCAUGGCCGCUCGGCAGCUCUUCACAGACACGGACACUGCGGAUGAAGCUGUCAGGGCCACCUGUGACGACGCAACCACCUGCAAAAGGUUUGCCACCAGUAAAUCCUACUGGAAGGACCCAUACAUCCAGUACUUUGUGAGAUCUGUAGGAGAGCGGAAGGCCCCAGAAAUUAACAGAGGUUACUACGCCCGAGUUAAAGGAGUGAACCUUCUUCUCGAUGCAUUUAUAAAGAAAACAGACUGUCGGUGCCAAGUGAUCAACAUGGGGGCUGGGCUGGACACCACGUUUUGGAGACUAAAGGACGAAAACCUCCUGCCACAGAAGAUAUUUGAAGUUGACUUUCCAGCUGUUGUUGCCAAGAAAAUCCACUACAUAAAAACCAGGCCCCCUCUGUCCAAACCUAUCAUUGAUGUGCACUCAACAGACUCCUUACUGAUAGAUGCCCACAACCUUGAGUCAGACCGUUAUUGCAUCAUCGGAGCAGACCUCCGAGACAUCUCCAGCUUGGAUGAAAAGCUAAAGAAGUUCCACCUUAACCCAGAAUUGCCAACAGUGUUCGUGUCAGAGUGCGUGCUGGUCUAUAUGACGCCAUCGCAGUCCUCCAACCUGGUUCACUGGGCGGCAGAAACCUUUCACACCGCCAUGUUUAUAAACUAUGAGCAGGUGAACAUGAGUGAUCGAUUUGGUCAGGUGAUGAUCGAGAACCUGCAGCGUCGUCGGUGCACCCUGGCUGGAGUUGAGGUCUGUCGGUCUCUGGACUCUCAGAAAGAGCGGUUUCUGAGGACAGGCUGGGGGCACGCAGACGCUCUAGAUAUGAUGACGGUUUACAGUGUGCUCCCUCAGGAAGAUGUGGCGAGAAUUGAGCAUUUGGAGUUCCUCGACGAGAGGGAGCUGCUCCAGCAGCUUCUCCAACACUACUGCAUCUGCUGGGCCUCCAAGGACAAACUCAGCCUGGGGCUGUCCCAUUUGGCAUUUUGAGUGUGACAUUUUGAACCGUGAGUUCACCAAAAUCAACAGGAAGUGAAGAUCUGAGAGAGGAGACACCAGAGGAAAAAAGAAACCGCAUCAUGACGAUUUAAUUUCUUGUAUUAUGUCCAAAUCGUCUCAUCUAUGGAAAUUAAAGAAUGACGUUUGAAAACAA